GUUGUGAGCAAGCGCUCAGUGAGGUCUGGAGGAGUUACAUCAUCACCGCUGGAAGGAAGGAAACAUUCCAUUAAACUGGUUUUGCUGUUAAAACAAGCUUAAUAGGGGUCCAAGAUGGAGAAAAUAUCAUCUCUGGCUAAUAUGUCCCCGGUGUAUGAUGUUGAUACAAAGAUGAAGAAGCACUCGUCCGAGCAAAUUAAUGAAGACAUGGACAAAAUGUUUGAGACAGAAGGAACAUGUGAAGAUUUUUCACUGAGUCAUUUGAAUGCUCCAGAUACAGUGUCUGCCCCAUGGUCACCAGGGUAUGAUGAAAAUUUACAAGUUUGUGAAGCUGAUGAUCUACGAGUUCGUGACUCUGAUAUUAAAUUUCACAGACGUGAUACUUUCCCUCAUGUCCAUCAUCCUCUGAGGCCACAUCACCAUCGGAGAGGCAGUCGCAAAAGUAGCCAGAGUGAAGAUACUCAACCUUCAUACUCACGCUUGGAAAAACAAGAAGAGAAUGAGGAGGAAGAAACAAAGGCAGCUAAAGGAGUCUCCUUUCAAGUGGGUGAACCAGAAGUUGCUGAGGAAUUGCUGACAGGAAAGGAGGCAGAUGUAAGCAGUCCUCCCAAACCGACUCUACGUAAAAACUUCUCUUCAGGUCUUUCAUCCGAUGAUGAGGAAGAUGCACCUUUACUCUCUGAUGAUUCACAACUCAGAUCCUGCAUUCGGCCGGUAGAAUACGAUUUUCCGUAUAUUGAUGAGUCAUCUCGUAAGAAGAAUCGUGUCCAGUUUGAAAUCGGUGAAGAUGAGGCACAGCCAGAUUUGGAGCACCGAACACGUCGCAGACGGUCAAACAAGAGCAGGCGUCGGGACGCUGUAGAGGAUCCUGCCUGGCGCCGUCAUGCUGGUAGUGAGCACAACUUGCAGUCAUAUACGGCUCCAACAACUGAAGAUGAGGCUAGAAAUUUGAUUGGUCAUGACCUUGAUGAUAUGACAAGUCACAGGUUUGAUGACCCGAGUGCCUACAGACGUCCACGGUACGGCACCUCAUCAUUUUUCCCAUCAUUCUGCGGGAAAAGGGGGAGAAAAUAAAACCUGACCGCCAGUUUGCCUUUCUUAAAAAAAAAUUUUGACCACAGUCCUCAUGAGGUAUUUGUUGAGUUGGAUGAACUGAAGUAUUCAGAAGGCCGUAUUGAGUGGAAGGAGACUGCCCGUUGGAUCAAGUAUGAGGAAGAUGUGGAGGAUGUUGACAAUCGCUGGGGAAAGCCUCAUCUUGCCUUCCUCAAUUUCCAUGCAUUGUUCUCCCUCCGUAAAGGACUUGAAGCAGGUGCGGUACUGCUGGACCUGGAGGAACGAGACCUGCCCAGCAUCGCCUCCCGGGUGGUGGACAAGAUGAUAGCCUGCGACCAGAUCCCUUCAGACCAGCGCGAGGCUGUCAUCAGAGUCCUCCUCCUUAAACACAAACACAUGAGAGAGAAUCAUUCCUCCUUCAGGCUCCCCUCCAUAGGAUCCAAGAACGCUCUAGUCGGCUCGGAUGAGAAACUGCAGUCAUCGGCAACAACUGCGAGUUUGGACGGUGGGAUGCGAUCGUCCGUGCGUAAAGCUGGUCUCUCCAACCUUUUCCACGUGAACACCUUCACCGGCAUCCUCCGUCACAACUCCACUGAUGACUCUAAUAAUGUCCUAUCUAACGGCGGCAUCUCCAAGGAUCCCAACCCAGAGAUUAAGAGAAGCUUCAGCCGCGAUGAAUCGUAUACGCAAAUUGACAUUGAAAGUGAUGCGACACAUAAAGAUGUAAAGGAGGAAAUACGCAAGAAUAAGGAACUGAUGAAGAAGAUUCCUGAGGGUGCUGAAGCCACAGCUGUAUUAGUUGGUGCUGUGGACUUCCUGAAGCAUCCUACCAUUGCCUUCGUAAGGCUAGCUGAAGGAGUCAUGAUGGAUAAUCUUGUUGAGGUUCCCAUCCCAGUCAGGUUUAUGUUUGUACUCCUUGGACCAUUCCAUGGUGAAAUGGAUUACCAUGAGGUUGGUCGUUCAAUCUCCACCCUUAUGUCUGACAAAGGAUUUCAUGAAGUGGCAUAUCGUGCACACUCGCGUGGGCAACUCCUUUCUGCCAUCAAUGAAUUUUUGAACACUUCCAUUGUUCUACCUCCUUCUGAAUGGAACAACAAAGACCUAGUUCCUAUUGAUGAUAUCCGAGCCAAAGCUCACCAAAUCAUGAAAAAAAAGGAAAGUUUGAGAAGCAAACGUGGUCCAUCUGAACAAGCUCCAUCUCCAGUAUCUGCAGGGGAUGAUGAUGGGGGAGACAAGAAACCGCCGCCGCGAGAUCCUCUAAUUCGUACUGGAAAGCCUUUCUUUGGUAUGAUUGAGGAUAUUAAGAUCCGCUAUCCCCAGUAUCUCUCAGACAUAAAAGAUGGUAUUGAUGGACAAGUGGCUGCUGCAGCCAUCUUCAUUUUCUUUGCUGCUCUAUCAGCUGCCAUCACUUUUGGUGGCAUGUAUGGUGACAAGAUGGAUAACUACAUAGGUGUUGGUGAAUGUCUUCUAUUUUCUUCUGUGAAUGGUCUGAUCUUUGCUGUGUUUGCUGCUCAACCACUGCUGAUCGUUGGUGCCACAGGACCCCUUAUGAUCUUUGAUAUGAGUCUGUAUCAGUUUGCAUUGAUGUACGAGCUCGAUUUCCUCUCCAUUCGAGUGUGGAUUGGCUUCUGGAUGACAGUUUUUGCAAUACUGAUUGCAGCAUUUGAAGCUGUUGCAAUUGUCAAGAAAAUAACCAGAUUCACUGAAGAAAUUUUCUCAACACUUGUGUGCCUUAUCUUCAUUUAUGAAUCAUUUGUGAAGUUAGCAGGAAUUUUCAAGGAUCAUCCCCUUCAGCAGACAUACAACUUCGUAGAUGUUAACCAAUCUGAAAUUAUAAGUGGCGUGAUCAUCAAUGGAACUCUGGUCAAUGGAACAGAUGCUGAUGGAAAUGAAGUUGGUUCUGUGGUGACACCGCAACCUAACACUGCUCUUUUAUCCUUGAUCCUCAUGCUGGGAACCUUCAUCAUAGCUUACAAGCUGAAGCAUUUCCGUAAUUCAAAAUACCUAGGAAGAAGUGUACGUCGUGCUCUGGGAGAUUUUGGUGUGCCUAUCUCUAUUGUUCUUAUGGUAUUGUUGGACUAUUUGAUUCAAGACACGUACACAGACAAGCUGACCAUGCCUGAAGGGAUCCAGCCUUCUAAUCCUGAAGUCCGUGGCUGGCUGAUUAACCCCCUAGGUGUAACCAAGCCUUUGCCUGUGUGGUGCAUGUUCAUUGCUGCACCAGCAUCACUGUUACUCUUUUUCCUUGUCUUCCUUGAAGAGAAUAUCUGCCACCUUAUUUUGAGCAAGCCAGAGCGCAACAUGGUAAAAGGAUCAGGAUUCCACUGGGACCUUGUUCUUUCAUGCUUCAUCAACUUAGUAUCUGGACUCUUUGGUGCACCUUUCAUGGGUCCAGCUUGUGUCCGAACUGUCUCUCAUACAUCAGCGCUAACAGUCAUGAGCUCAACACAUGCUCCUGGAGAAUCUCCUAAGAUUAUUGGUGUUAAAGAGCAACGAGUCAGUGCCUUAAUAGUGUCUGCAUUAAUUGGAUUGUCGGUGCUUUUGGCAGUUGUUCUUAAUAUGGUGCCAAAAGCAGUUCUGUUUGGCAUCUUCCUCUACAUGGGUCUUUCCUCUACUGCUGGUAUACAGUUCCUAGAGCGGCUAAUCCUUUACUUCAUGCCAGUCAAGCAUCACCCCAACGUACCCUACGUGAAGAAGGUUCGCACUUGGAAGAUGCACACCUUCACAGGAAUCCAAUUGGUAAUGCUGGUCGUGUUGUGGAUUGUCAAGCAGUCUCCAGCUGCUCUCUGCUUCCCCUUCGUCCUUAUGCUUCUGAUUCCAAUGAGACUUUACCUUCUGCCAUAUGCUUUCACCAACCCUGAGCUUAGUGCACUUGAUGGUAAAGAAGCCACUACCUGUACUGAUCAAGAUGAGGAGCCAGAUUUCUUCGAGGAAACCCAUGGUCUCCCUACCCAUGUUGAACACCAUCACCAGAGCUGAGCAUUGUCAUAUACUAACCUUAUAAUUCCUUCACCUGCCAUAGCACUUGUACAUUCCUAUAAAUAUAUUAAUAAAUUUUCUGGAAUCUAUUUUUUUAUACAAAAAAUUAAGUAUUAGGGAACCAUACAGAUGUUUAUUUUCCAGUAUUAGUUUGGAAAACCUGUAAAUUGUCAAUGAGAUAUUUUGUUACAACUCUUAUAGAAGUGUAGUAUUUGCCCACAUUAAAUUGUACUGAUUUUUCGGAACAAAAUGAGUAAAUUUGUACAAGGAGCUUAAGAAAAUUGUUGCCAUUGCCUCGUUAAAAAAGUAAUGUUUAAGACAGCUUGCAGUAAUUCAAAUAGAUCUGUUAUAAAUCAAUAUGAGUUGGUUUCAUUUAUAAGUUGUGAAAAGAUAGUAUAAGACUUUUCAUCAUUCCAUAUGUUGGUGCUAUAUAACAGAUGGGAAUAUAUUAAGCAUAUCAUUUUCAAAGCAAGUUGAGACUGUUAUGCUCCGUCCAUCAGUAUUUAAGAAAGUUAAUAUAUUUUAUGAUUGGAAAAUUAUGAUGUACAAUAGUUAAAAAUAUAUAUAUAUGUAGAAUUGCUCAAGUUAGUUGAUUUUUUGAAGAAUAUAGCAAUAUAAUGAGAGAAUAUUCAUUAUGUUGUACAUUGUAUGUGAUGAUAUAAGUAGUAUUUAAUACUACUUUAGGUGCUACUAGUAGUGAAGUAUGGUAUUUAAAGUUUGGAAAAAUGCUGCUGUGUGUGACUGAAGUCACUAUUGUUAUCCCAGUGAAUUCACUGACUAGACAUAUUGUUUACAGGAGAAACAUUUUGCAUGUAUUAACCUCUCUCGUGUCUACUGGUGAACGAUGACAUCACUUCAUACUCCUGCUUAUUUUAAUGUCUAAAACAAUCAACUAGAUAAAUCUAGUUAGUAAUGAUGUUUUGGUCCCUAUAGUUUCCUUCUGUUCCAUGUGCCAAACUUGUUUUAGCAAUUUUCUUGUAUAGAAAUUAUACUAUUUUGUCAUGGAAUAAUGCAAUUUGUUAAACUGAAAAAUACUCAAUAAUUCGAGAUUUGAAAAUAGUUUCAUAUUUCUAUAAAUUUAAAAAAAUUAUAUUUUUUAGGUGAAAUGCCAUUCAGCAUGCAUUUAAACUCUACUAUUUUCUGCUGAAUAUCUAUGAAUUUGUCAAGCCUUUUUUAUGUAUCAAAAUAUGCUGUAAAUAUUCUUGGGUUGCACUAUUUAUCUAACCCAGCUGCAUUAUAUGCCAGUUGGAUUACUACUACUAUUCAAAUCAACCCAAAGAAUAUUGUUUUCGAUAUGUUGACUUGAAAAUGAGUUUUAAGGACAGUGGAAGAAUUCCCUAAUUUUAUGUGUAUAUAUAUAUAUAUUGCUGAAUCAGCAACUUAUUAUUUAGAUUUUAGUUUUCGUUGGUAUUUCUGCUAUGCACAUAAUUUUUUGUAUAUAAAUAGUUAUGAGAUUAUUUUCUCUGCAACUUGGUACUGUAUAUUAAACAUGAAAGGUGGAA
Molecule: messenger RNA, 5534 nt
Organism: Cherax quadricarinatus
Lineage: Eukaryota; Metazoa; Arthropoda; Malacostraca; Decapoda; Parastacidae
Gene: Ae2
Product: Anion exchanger 2
Biological process (GO): bicarbonate transport; transmembrane transport; regulation of intracellular pH
Cellular component (GO): plasma membrane
Molecular function (GO): solute:inorganic anion antiporter activity; monoatomic anion transmembrane transporter activity
Source: RefSeq, a predicted model, not a curated record